CUCAGUCUCUAGUACAGUCACGGUAGAAGUUGCUCCGUCUUGUUGCUCUUGAAAUGUGACCGGUUCCGCCAUGAUAUUGAACAUUCAAUUCGCAUAAAAAUGGCAGCUGAAAAAAAUGUUGGGAACCUAAACAACAUAUACCAUUUCGACCUAGUGGAUUAUAUAGUAUUUGCUUCUAUGCUGAUACUCUCUGCCUUAACAGGGCUGUACUACGGCUGCAGAAGCAAAUAUUGCAAGAGUGAAACUGGUCAGACACUAAGCGAAUAUUUGACAGGAAACAGGAAUUUGAAACCAUUUCCUGUAGCUUUGUCUUUGAUAGCAAGUUACGUUUCUGGAGUAACAAUUUUGGGCACUCCAUCGGAUAUUUACCUUUUUGGAACUCAGUACUGGUUUAUAGUCAUUGCCAUAUGGCUGAGUGGUUUGGUGGUUGCCAAUGUUUACCUACCAGUAUUUUUGAGAUUGCAAGUUAAUUCUUCCUACGAGGUAUGUAGACUUCAUUCUAAAAUACGGGAUGACAUAUACCAAUCAAUUAUUGUGACUAUUGCCAUCAAUCAAUCAAUCUGUCAGGGACGUGUCUUCCACGAUAUAUCUCAUAUCUCUUUCGUUUCUGGCUUUAAUUUUGUAUUUUCAAUAAUUUCAGUGACAGGAAUCAACAUUCAUUUAGUUGGAACAAUUGUGGCGGUAGUAUGCGUUUUCUAUACUUUUUUGGGCGGUCUUAGAGCCGUGGUAUGGACUGAUUCUUGGCAAGUAAUAGCUAUGUUUAUUUCGGUAAUAGUAGUAGUUAUACUAGGAACAAUUGCAGUUGGUGGACCGAGCGUUAUCAUAGACCUGACAAACAGAGGAGAGAGAUUUAUUUUUUUCGACACAAACCCGAGUAUGUAUGAGAGAUACACGAUAUUCAGUGUGUUGAUUGGAGGGUUUACUUAUUGGACUUGUUUCAAUUCAGUCAACCAAACGAUGGUCCAAAGAUAUCUUUCAUUGCCAAGUGAGAGACAAUCCAAAAUAUCCGUACUCAUUUUCACAAUCGGCGUAUCUGGGUUCGUGUGGAUAUGCUGUUAUGCAGGAAUUCUAGUGUUCGCAUCUUAUUACGGUUGCGAUCCUCUUUCGUUGGGUCGAAUUAAGACAGACGACCAAAUAUUACCACUUUUCGUUAUGGAGACCGUAGGUCAUUUAAGAGGAGUUCCUGGACUUUUCGUUGCUGGUGUUUUUGGCGCUGCAUUAAGUUCUUUAUCUGUAGUCCUCAACUCAACGGCUCAGGUGUUUUUAGAAGAUUUUCUUAAGGGUUGCAUGAAGAUGACUCUUUCUGAGAGGAUUGCCACUAUAGUGGUGAAAGGGGUCGUUUUAGCUUUAGGGCUAGUAGCUGUGGGAUUCAUGUACGUUGUAGAACAUAUGGGAGGAGUUUUAGCAAUGGCUUCCUCGCUGUCAGCUAUCGCAGCAGGGACGUCUUGCGGAAUCUUCACAUUGGGCAUGGUGUUUCCAUGGGCCAAUUCAAAGGGGGCUAUCGCGGGAGCUAUAGCUGGAGCAAUCAUGUCCGGUCUGGUUUCGUUCGGGGGACAAUUUGUUGCAGCCGCGAAGUUGGUGGUUGCCCACAGAUUACCAGUUUUCGUGAAUCAGUCCUGUUUUGAAAAAUAUGGAAUCAGCAACGAUACUAUUGCACCUCCGAUAAUUUAUCCGGACGAAUCCGACGUUUUUCCUCUUUUCCGAUUGUCGUUUAUGUGGAUCACUCCUGUUGGGGUUACGACCGUUGUGGUGGUUGGAAUCGUAACUAGUUUCUUAACAGGCAAGACCGACUUGAAACCUUCGGCUGAACGAUCCUAUAUAUACAGAGGGAAUGUAUUUUUUUGGUGCAAUUCUCUAUCUGUAGUCCUCAACUCAACGGCUCAGGUGUUUUUAGAAGAUUUUCUUAAGGGUUGCAUGAAGAUGACUCUUUCUGAGAGGAUUGCCACUAUAGUGGUGAAAGGGGUCGUUUUAGCUUUAGGGCUAGUAGCUGUGGGAUUCAUGUACGUUGUAGAACAUAUGGGAGGAGUUUUAGCAAUGGCUUCCUCGCUGUCAGCUAUCGCAGCAGGGACGUCUUGCGGAAUCUUCACAUUGGGCAUGGUGUUUCCAUGGGCAAAUUCAAAGGGGGCUAUCGCGGGAGCUAUAGCUGGGGCAAUCAUGUCCGGUCUGGUUUCGUUCGGGGGACAAUUUGUUGCAGCCGCGAAGUUGGUGGUUGCCCACAGAUUACCAGUUUUCGUGAAUCAGUCCUGUUUUGAAAAAUAUGGAAUCAGCAACGAUACUAUUGCACCUCCGAUAAUUUAUCCGGACGAAUCCGACGUUUUUCCUCUUUUCCGAUUGUCGUUUAUGUGGAUCACUCCUGUUGGGGUUACGACCGUUGUGGUGGUUGGAAUCGUAACUAGUUUCUUAACAGGCAAGACCGACUUGAAAACAUUAGACCCAGAGUUGAUUUCACCUGUUUUUCAAUGGUUAUUACCACCCGAAGCUCAGAGAUAUGCGGGUUCUACCAUUAAAAGAGUAAGAAAUAGGGAAGUUUUGGAGAAUGAGAGUAUGGUACAAAUAAGACCUAUUGGAGUACAAAUAACACCAGAGGUCGCAAGAAAGAAUAGCUGACAGUUGAAAUAUUUUCUUAUAAAGAUAGUUAAAUGAGUUCAAAUUUGUACUUAUAUUCGAUUUAUUUAUGUAUUAUUUACUUUGUGCUGAGCAGUAUUAAAAUUGCAAAUUAAAUCUACGUGAAAUUA
Messenger RNA from Leptinotarsa decemlineata (Colorado potato beetle), 2735 nucleotides. It is a transcript of the gene SLC5A11, whose product is annotated as Sodium/solute co-transporter-like 5A11. The record is from RefSeq and is a predicted model, not a curated record. Gene Ontology annotation, molecular function: symporter activity. NCBI's taxonomy places the organism in Eukaryota, Metazoa, Arthropoda, Insecta, Coleoptera, Chrysomelidae. Gene Ontology annotation, biological process: transmembrane transport; sodium ion transport. Gene Ontology annotation, cellular component: membrane.